AUUAUUCUCCUAUAUACUACACUUGACAAGUUUCACAGUAGCACUUGAAAAACAUCUCUCUCUGCUCACAAAAUCAAUGGCGGAUUCGGAUAACGAAUCGGGCGAACAGCGGGAUAUUCAACGAGAGCAGGACCGGUUCCUCCCGAUCGCGAACGUGAGCAGAAUCAUGAAAAGAGCGCUGCCGGCAAACGCCAAGAUAUCGAAAGACGCCAAGGAGACGGUGCAGGAGUGCGUGUCGGAGUUCAUCAGCUUCAUCACGGGAGAAGCCUCCGACAAGUGCCAGCGCGAGAAGCGGAAGACCAUCAACGGCGACGAUCUGCUGUGGGGCAUGACCACCCUCGGAUUCGAGAACUACGUGGACCCGCUCAAGGUGUACCUGCACAAGUUCAGAGACGUGGAGGAGGAGAAGAGCUCCAUGGCCGGAAUUAGAAGAGACAAGGAUGCCACCGAAGCCGACAAUAUGUUCAAUACUACCUACCAUGCCCUCUAUGGAUUCAAUCAUCAUCAUCAAAAUCAAGGCUAUGGCUCCGGAAAGGUGGGUCCCGGUUACCAUGUCGGAGCUGGCUCCGGUGGCGGCGGCGGCACUCAUUGAUUAAGGAUUAAUCAGUUUAUUUAAGUAUUGAUGAUUAAGCUAGCAAGGUGCUGUUGGUGAUUGGGACUUUGUUAUAAUUUAGAAAUGUUUGAGUCGUGGUGUGAGAGUUUAACUAGGAAAAAUAUUUGUGUGUUAUCUUGGAUUUGUUUAAUUUAGUCGGUCAAAUUUUUUAGAAAUAAAUUAUGCUUCAUGUA
Salvia hispanica is the source of this 786-nucleotide messenger RNA. Lineage: Eukaryota; Viridiplantae; Streptophyta; Magnoliopsida; Lamiales; Lamiaceae. The record is from RefSeq and is a predicted model, not a curated record.